UCCCUAACGGAAAUAUGCAAAUACAUGGUAGAACGCGCCAAUUGGCUCUCGCUAGCUCGUGCUUGGCUCUGCCCACCUUGAUUAAUUGUUCUGCUCAGUAUGAUUAAUUUGCUUCCGAUUGAAAUGACAGACUGUGGUCUAUCUUGGGUUAGUUAUAAAAAUCUUUGCUCACUGUUUAUCGAAUCCCAUGGUGAGACUUUUUUUUCAAGUCGACACUAUUUGGCAUGAUAGUCCCCAUCGAUUUUUGAUAGCCAUUCUCACUCAGAUAUGACAUUAAGAUGGCAUAAGUCAUUACAAAAUGUGUAGAAAUGCAGGAGAUGAACUUAAAAACGUAAAAAGUACCCCGAAAGCACAGAACUGGCCCUGAGUAGAAUAGAGUAAAAUACACUAAAAUAGAAUAGAAGUUCACCAGUAUCUGAUUGGUUUUGUUAAAGAUGAAAAUGACACCAAGGAAAAUGUCCUAAUAGUUCACUUCUCCUUAAAACCUCAUCAUUCACAUUCUCAGAGCUCGCGCUGCUGGGGUAGAGAGUAGAGUGAUGUUGUUUUUGUGUACAGCCCCGGAGGCCAGUUGCUACGGGUAACGGCUUUGGUGACACAGGUAAUUGUUCUCUAGUCGUCUCAUCUCGGAUGUCCGGUGCGUCUUUACACCGCUGUUUACGUUGAUCGAUAAGAGUGAUAUCGAUCUGAUACGGAUCUGGGAGUCUUUGUACCGAACAUUAGUCCACUAAUCGGUCAACAAACCGUUGGAAGUUUUUGAAGUCGGCCCGCUGGCUCAUCUGAGUAUCCGGAAAUGAUCCUGGUUCAGAACGCUCACAUCAGGAAGUUAGUUCUACUACACGCGAUCUAUGUAUGUGCGCAAUCAAACACCUAUUGUUUUCAUGCAACCAUUUAGGCUGUAGACUAUGAAAUAUUUUAUUUCAUGCAAACAACGUUGAAAUGUACAGAAAAAGUAUUUGGUAAAUAAUAUUGUUUAGUCUAACUACCUGUCACCUCUUUUUUUUUGUCUAUCCGUUCGCAGGUUAGCGUUUUUUCAUUCCUGGAUCUUGUUCUGGAGAUAGCUCUGCAUAGUGGUCACUAGCUGACACCAAAUCAUACAAUCUGAUUUUAAACCUAACCCUAACCUUAACUACACUGCUAACCCUAAUGCCAAUUUUUUGAUGUUGACAAUAUAGACAUUUUGAAAUUUGCAGCUGGUCAUUCAAAGGGAAAAUCGCUCAGUACGGCCUCCAGGACAAGACUCAUGACAAUAAACGUCAACCUGCUAUUUAUUUGUCAGCUGAUGUGAGUGUGUGUGUGUGUGUGUGUGUGUCAUAUUGUGUGUAACCUAGUGUUUUUUCUAUAGAGUGUGUGUUAUGGUGUGAGUCUGUUAUAGAGUGUGUGUUGUAAAGUGUGUAUUAUAGACUUUGUGUGUUGUAUUAUCAGUGUGUGUAGCCUAGUGUGUGGGUGCGUGUGUGUGUGUGAGUGUCUGUGUUGUAAGAUAUGCGUGUUGCAGAGUGUGUGUUAUAGUAUGUUUUAGUAUGCGUGUGUGUUAUAGAGUGUGUGUUGCAGAGUGUGUGUAGCCUAGUGUGUGUUAUUAUAGAGUGUGUGUUGCAGAGUGUGUCUAGCCUAGUGUGUGUUAUUAUAGAGUGUGUGUUGCAGAGUGUGUGUAGCCUAGUGUGUGUUAUUAUAGAGUGAGUGUUGCAGAGUGUGUGUAGCCUAGUGUGUGUUAUUAUAGAGUGUGUGUUGCAGAGUGUGUGUAGCCUAGUGUGUGUUAUUAUAGAGUGUGUGUUGCAGAGUUUGUGUAGCCUAGUGUGUGUUAUUAAAGAGUGUGUGUUGCAGUGUGUGUGUAGCCUAGUGUGUGUUAUGGAGAAGUAUGAGAACUUGGGUAUGGUCGGCGAGGGAAGCUACGGCAUGGUCAUGAAGUGUCGUCACAAGGAGAACGGGAGGAUCGUGGCCGUUAAGAAGUUUCUGGAGUCAGAGGACGACAAGACAGUCAAGAAGAUCGCUUUGAGAGAGAUCAAGAUGUUGAAGCAACUGCGCCAUGAGAACCUUGUCAACCUGCUGGAGGUGUGGAAAAAGAGACGUCGCUGGUACCUGGUGUUUGAGUUCGUAGAACGUACGGUGCUAGAUGACCUAGAACAGAGUCCAACGGGACUAGACUACAGCCGCCUAAGAAGAUACGUCUACCAGAUACUACGGGCUAUCUCCUUCUGCCAUCAACACAAUAUCAUCCAUAGGGACAUCAAGCCAGAGAACAUCCUGGUAUCUCAGGGAGGGGUGGUCAAGCUGUGUGACUUCGGGUUCGCCAGGACAAUGGCUGCACCAGGAGAGAAUUACACGGACUACGUAGCAACACGCUGGUAUAGGGCCCCAGAACUACUGGUGGGGGACACCAAGUACGGGAAGGCGGUAGAUGUGUGGGCUGCAGGCUGUCUCUUCGUAGAGAUGUUGACAGGAGAACCUCUGUUUCCUGGAGACUCUGACAUCGACCAGUUAUACCACAUCAUCAGGUGCUUUGGAAACCUGACCCCUCCCCACCAGGAGUUGUUCUAUAAGAACCCAGUGUUUUCAGGAGUCAGUCUACCGGAAGUGACAGAGACAGAGCCUCUUCAACAACGAUAUCCCAAACUGUCCACUACCGCUAGAGACCUUACACAGAGGUGUCUUCAGAUGGAUCCAGACAGGAGGUCACAGUGUUCUGACCUGCUGCAGCACCAACUCUUCACUAACGAUGGCUUCCACCUCAGGUUUGUCCAGGAGUUGAAUGCUAAAAUCCAGAAGGAUCAGAAAGAGAACUCUCCCCUUCCCAAGAUGAACAAGACUAUCAAGAAAGACAAGGAGGAAGUAGAGGAGAGGACUGGGAAGUACAAGGUCAGACACACACACACAUGGAGGACUCCAGCAGUACAACAGUCAAAGUGAACGUCACCAAACCAGACGUCACCAAACUCUCCAAAGCUCCAACCACCACAGAGUCUAAACCCCGAGACCCGGACAAGACAAUAGAGUCAACCACUACUAUGACCACUACUGCAGCUGGUAAACCUGAGAAGGCUGACUGGACCACAGAG
Oncorhynchus tshawytscha (Chinook salmon) is the source of this 3050-nucleotide messenger RNA. Its product is annotated as cyclin-dependent kinase-like 2. NCBI's taxonomy places the organism in Eukaryota, Metazoa, Chordata, Actinopteri, Salmoniformes, Salmonidae. The record is from RefSeq and is a predicted model, not a curated record. Gene Ontology annotation, biological process: protein phosphorylation. Gene Ontology annotation, cellular component: nucleus. The transcript is spliced from 8 exons. Gene Ontology annotation, molecular function: ATP binding; cyclin-dependent protein serine/threonine kinase activity. Bases 1843 to 2901 code for a protein of 352 amino acids.